AUUUCAGAAGGAUGUGGUAAUUCUUAUAAUCGACAAAACAAUUGUUCGAUUUAUGUAUCUGGGGAGAAUUGCUUGUGAUAUCCCCUGCUGUUUGGUUAUGGGAAAAUGAUAAUUCGAUAUAGGAACUACAUGUACGGGUACUAGUUAGAUUGCAAAAUAUGAAUAUAAGGAAUAAAUGUCCAUAUUUCGUUACUAUUAUAAUGGGGGUAAUUUCUACAUAAUAGGAAUCCCCGAUUAUACAGAAUGUUUGAUUACGCCUUGCUGUGAUUCUUAAGGAUGGAAUCAAUGUCGUUAAUUUGGACCACACUAUUCAAAGUUUGUAAUGCCAAGAUUAAAGUCGGCAUUAUCAACAACAAAGAAGGCAAUAUAUAUAAAUAUAUCGGCAUUUCCUAGAUAAUAAAGUCGAUAUUGCCAACUUUCGACAGUUAAAAAUUAGAAAUAAAGUCCGUAGACCCUAGGGUCAUACCUUUCCGUAAUUUCUGUCUCGUCGAAAGCAUGUUACUGCUAUACUAUGGAGUCAAAAUGUGUCAUAUCAUCCCCAUGAACAGACAUUAAGCCUUAUCUCAGUUAUCACAUGCGCGGUCGACAAGUAGUGUGAACAAAGAUUAUAACUAAAUAUUCAGUGUAUGAACAAACUAGCUGAACGCUGAAACCAUGUCAGGUCCAUUCAUUGUGGUUACGCUUGUAAUCAUAUUUUGGACGACCAUUAUUGCUCGAGUAGAAUGCCUGUACUGUUUAUCAUGUACCGAGAGCGUAUCCCCGAGACAUUGUCAUCGUAUUCAGAAGUGUGAUGCUGGAGAGACAUGUUUUACCCGGAAGUACACUACGAUAAAUGGUGUCACAGUGUAUGACACUGGCUGCACGCACCAGUCGAUAUGUUCGGCCAAUGUUAGUGCAGUACCAGCCGGAGACCCUCUCUCAAUCGUAACAGACAAUUCAGAAUGUUACGAGUGUUGUGAUGGGGAUUCAUGUAACAGCCAUGGGUGCGGCUCACAAGAAUAUCCCGCCUCGAGAGGCCCAUUGUGCUUUACCUGUGAAGAGGUUACCGACCCCACUCUUUGUCACAGAGUUGUGGUUUGUGCUCCCGACCAAGUUAGUAGCAUAAUUCUUAUUUCUGAAAAUUUAGCUGGUUCAAUACACGAUGCAACUAUAAUAGCUACUUACGCCAUUUUUUUUUCUUUUCUACAGGUUUGUCACAUCCAAGAAAAUAUAGAGUUUGGCGAUAUUUUCUACACUACAAGCUGUAUAAAUAAGCAUGCAUGUCAUAUCGGAAGCGGAUCAAUAUUUGGAAAAAGAGCCCUGAAAAACACAUGUUCGCACUGCUGUUCCACAGAUCUGUGUAAUAUAAACUGUGGAGAUAGUCCUUCGAUCACAACACCCGCAUCUGCUACUGGAAAUCUUCCGUUUGAUUGUUGGGACAUCUACCAGAGUGGACGAAAUCGGUCAGGUGUGUACACUAUCUACCCCUGGAGAGAGGUAUCUCGUCCCGUGGACGUGUUCUGUAACAUGGAAAUCCCUCCAGGAGGAUGGACCGUGCUCCAGAAACGCUUCGAUGGAUCAACUUCCUUUAACAGAACGUGGAUUGAAUAUCGGAACGGUUUUGGCAGUGCCCAUUCCGAAUAUUGGUUAGGCAAUGAGAUUGUUCAUGUAUUAACCAAGAAAAACCACUCCAGUCUCCAUAUCAUCAUAAACUCUACAAGUGGAGAUACUUGGUUCGAAGACUACCAUAUAUUUGCCGUGGGCGACGAGUCGAAUCGCUAUAGACUCACACUAGGAGGUCCUGCUAAUGGAACUGCAGGAGAUAUGAUGAUGGACACUGGUCUCCCACAGGCCAACCUUGGUGGUAAGAUAUUUUACACACCGGAUCCUCCGUAUAAUGACAAUGUUAACUGCACUGCACGUCUCCACGGAGGCUGGUGGUUUGCGGCGUGCGACUUUGCGUUUUUGAACGGACUAUACGGUAAUGUAUCCUGGUGGAAUCCUUGGCACGGACCUAUCAUGCAAGGAGACACCUUCCUAGCUAGUGAAAUGUCCUUCAACAGACGUCAUGAAUGACUGCUAUCUGUUUUUUAAAUAGUAAAGGGGAAUGUUUGUUUUGUAUGUACAUUUUAUGCUUUAUAAUGGAAAAGGUUUGGAAUUUAUCGUUUGUAUAAUCAUUAUUGUGUACUUGUUGUAAUAUCGUCAGUUGUUUGUAUGAUUGAUCAGGUUAAAUGUGUUUAAAUGAG
Ostrea edulis (European flat oyster) is the source of this 2225-nucleotide messenger RNA. RefSeq lists its product as uncharacterized. Bases 655 to 2055 code for a protein of 466 amino acids. The transcript is spliced from 11 exons. NCBI's taxonomy places the organism in Eukaryota, Metazoa, Mollusca, Bivalvia, Ostreida, Ostreidae. The record is from RefSeq and is a predicted model, not a curated record.